Phytophthora sojae is the source of this 1534-nucleotide messenger RNA. RefSeq lists its product as hypothetical. Gene Ontology annotation, molecular function: aldehyde dehydrogenase (NAD+) activity. The coding region runs from base 1 to 1479 and encodes 492 amino acids. NCBI's taxonomy places the organism in Eukaryota, Oomycota, Peronosporomycetes, Peronosporales, Peronosporaceae. The transcript has a single exon. The record is from RefSeq and is a predicted model, not a curated record.
AUGGCGUCGCGCGUGGUCAAGUCCUUCAUCAACGGCAAGUACGUGGCCGCCAGGGCAUCGAGCCAGCAGUUCACGCUGCUGAACGCCACCACGCGCCGGCCCGAGACGUCGUUCCAGGCCGCGGACCGCGCGCAGGUGGACGAGGCCGUGCAGGCCGCGCGCUCGGCCCAGCGCCACUGGCGGCGGCUGAGCCCGGCCGAGCGCGGCGCCAUCCUGCGCAAGGCCGCGGACAUUUUGACGCAGCAGACGGACGAGAUCGCGCGCCUCGAGACGCUGGACACGGGCCGCCCCAUCGCCGAGACGACGGUCACGGACGUGCUGAGCGCCACCGACUGCCUCAACUACUACGGCGGCGUCAGUCCGUCCGUGGGCGGCCAGCACCUGGAGCUCACGGGCGGCAGCUGGGCCUACACCAAGCGCGAGCCGCUGGGCGUCACGGCCGGCAUCGGCGCCUGGAACUACCCGCUGCAGAGCGCGGCGUGGAAGUCGGCGCCGGCGCUGGCGUUCGGCAACUCGAUGGUGUUCAAGCCGUCGGAGGAGACGCCGCUCACGGCGCUCAAGCUGGCCGAGGCCUACAUGGAGGCCGGCGUGCCCGAGGGCGUGUUCAACGUGGUGCUGGGCGCCGGCGAGACCGGCCAGGCUCUGGUGGAGCACCAGGACAUCGCCAAGGUCUCGUUCACUGGAUCCGUCGGCACGGGCAAGAACGUGUACGCCGGUGCGGCCAAGGACUUGAAGAAGGUGACGAUGGAGCUCGGCGGCAAGUCGCCCCUGAUCGUGUUUGAGGACGCUGACCUCGAGGAGGCCGUGGCCGGAGCCAUGAUGGGCAACUGGUACUCGUCCGGCCAAGUGUGCUCGAACGGCACCCGCGUCUUCGUGCAGCGCAAGGUCUUCGACAAGUUUGUGCAGCGCGUGCACGAGCGCACGCUCAAGCUGCGCAUCGGCGACCCGCUGGACCCGACCACGGACAUCGGCCCCAUGAUCCACGAGAAGCACAUGAAGCUGGUGCAGAGCUACAUCGAGAAGGGCGUCGAGGAAGGAGCGACGCUGCUCAAGGGCGGCGGCGAGCGCUUCAUGCCCUCGGAGGCCACCAAGGACGGGUUCUUCCUGACGCCGGCCAUCUUCGUGGACUGCAAGGACGACAUGACGAUCGUCCGCGAGGAGAUCUUCGGCAUGGUCAUGUGCAUCCUUCCGUUCGACACGGAGGAGGAGGUGCUGGCCCGCGCCAACGACACGAUCUUCGGUCUGUCAGCUGGCGUCUUCACCAAGGACAUCACUCGCGCGCACCGCAUGAUCGACGAGCUGCAGGCCGGCACUACGUGGAUCAACAACUACAACCUCGCGCCCGUGGAGACUCCGUGGGGCGGCUACAAGAAGUCGGGCGUGGGCCGCGAGAACGGCCUUGCGGGCAUUGAGUCGUGGACGCAGCUCAAGUCGGUGUACGUCGAGAUGAACGAAGUGUGGUGCCCCUACGCAAAGUAAGGAGGUAGGGAGUCCGUACGUCAUCGAUAAGGAAUAUACCCACCUCUGCGUUGUG